Erythranthe guttata (spotted monkey flower) is the source of this 4301-nucleotide messenger RNA. The record is from RefSeq and is a predicted model, not a curated record. NCBI's taxonomy places the organism in Eukaryota, Viridiplantae, Streptophyta, Magnoliopsida, Lamiales, Phrymaceae.
UUGUAUUUCUCAUGUAUUUGUUUGCCAGAGAAUCAGUAUUAACGUCUACACUUGGUUCGUUUGAAUGCAUUUUAGUAAUUAUGCUGCAUAAAUGAACGUAAUAAUUUCCCGUCAAGGUCAAAUGGAAUUUAGUCCAUAAAUAAUUUGCUUGUCCACGUCGUCAUACUUAUUCGAUUUGUUUGAUAUGACUUUUAAUUUGCGUGUCCACGUAAUCAUGAAAUUUUUCAUUUAUGAGGUUUAAUGGAUGAUGUCAGGUUAGGAAUUGGUUAGCUUGUGAUUAUUGGAAAAUCUAAGGAAGGGCAUAAGAUAGUUCAAUUAUUUAACUCAUUACAUGUUUGUAGCAAUAAUAAAUUCAAGAUUAGCUACUGCUGCAUUCUCAAAUAUAUCAUAUUUAAAAAUUUCAGUAAGUCCUUGUUGUAUGUAGUAUUUGAUGUUCGAAAAUACCAAAAUAUCAUAGUAAUGCAGAUGAUUGGAAAAUGAGUAGCAAUAAUAACUAGGAGAUUUUAAUUCAUUAUUCAAAUGACUUUGCAAAUUAAAAUAAGUUUAAAUGUCUUAUAAUGCGUCAUAGUAUUGUACAUGGUUUCUUCGUUAUGUAUAAACGAAGCAUUUUCAUCUUUAGAUUAAACAUAUUUUCAUAUUAACUAGGUUUAGUAAUUAAUCUCAACAUAAUGAAUAUCGAGUUAUUGUUCUUGCAUAUUGUUAUUGAUUGGUGGGUCUUAGCACUUACUACUUAUGUCACCUACUCCAAAGUUUGACGACAUAUGGAACAUUAUUUCUGGACUACCUUUAGAAUUUUUUGUUCCUCGUUGGGUUUUAACAAUUGUACAAAACGACUGAAAUUGGCUGCUUUAAGACUUGACUAAAUUCAGUGUUUUCUAGGUUAGCUCGGGAUUGGUUUGUGUCACUUUUGGAAGCAAGCUUACGAGUUCUUGUCAUUAAUUUUUUUAAUUUUAUGCGCAACAGUACUAUAAAUCUCAAUAUUAGAUUAACUAUUUUAAAUGUGAUAUACUAUACACUUCUAAGUAUAUACAUACUCUUUAUAAAGUAACAGCACUUAACACUUCUAUGCAAAUAAUUAUGUAUAAACUAAAUUUGAGGUAUUUAAAAAAAUCAAUGCUGAUGAGCUCAGAGCUCGGAGAAGCCUAAUUUUAACAAACCAAAUGUGCUGAGAUUGAGCUUUAUGAUUCUGUUGGAGCUCAAGCAUACAGAGCUCGUGUCCUUCAUAAUAAAUAUAGACAACGUGGUCCAGUCUUUAAGUUUUCAACAGUUUGAAUUUGAAGUUCAGUUUGUGUUAUGAACAUGAGACAAACAAACACUACCAACUUGAAGAAAACUUGAAGAAGUGUGUCGGAAUCAAUUACUGACUCCCGUAUGUUAACUAUUUUGACUCGAUGAUAAUCGCUUGAAAAGAACUUUAAGUUUCAUGAAAACAUAAAUAUUUUUGAACUAUUAAACUCAAUAGCUUUAUUGCUUAUUGUUUCGUAUUAUUUUUCUCCAGGGCAACCAGACAAGCACAGAGUUAUUUUGGAGGUUGGAUAUAUUUGAGGUAAGAAAUUGCAUUUAUUGGCAAGUCUAGUCGUGUUCAUUUAGCUUAAAUUUACAAUUAUGACUCUGGGGAAUCUGAAUAGUCGUUCAUUUAAUGUUAUAUUUAUGUCUUCGUGCGUGCAUGUGCGUAUGCGUAUGCACGUACACGUAUACGUAUAUACACAUGUACUUGUGCAUGAUACUGGCUGUACUGCUGGAAUGCUUAUGUUCCACGUAAGUAUCUAGUUUCAGUAUGAUCUAAUUGAUGUGCUUGAGAUUGUCCGAGUUUGUAUGCUGACAUGUAAAUUUUCAAUAUCAAAAAAUCAUACUGGAUCCUCCAUGUUAGUAACAUGUGCUAUCUUGAAAAUGCAACGAGUCCAGAUUUAAGGGAAUGAAUAAAGGAAUGGAAGUAGAAAAUAUACACUUGCAUGCACCCAUAAUAAUUACUGAUUAAAACAAGAGAAAAAAAAUCAAACAUGAUUACUUUUUUACUCUGUCGAAAAUUGUGUCGAGACGUAUAUUUUUGGUAGAAGUAUUACACAAUAAAUGCACGUAGAAGAACAAAAUGAAGUACGUUUAUCGAGAGAUGGAGAAAAGACUUAAUACUGCGGGACUCAAGGUCUUAUCACAUCAUACAUCUUUUAGCUGUUUUGAUAAGUUCUUAAGUAUGUCCAUAUUUUGUUGAGUAAUGAUUGCUUUCUGCUGCUCAAAUUUGCUUAUUUUUGUAAGCUGCCAGGAUGGAUCUAAUCUAAUCAUUACGUAAAUAUUACCCUAGCCGCUCUCAUUUCUUCUUCUUAUCAAUGGAAACCUCCGACACACCACCCCAAUCCACUGACGGCGCCCCAAUCCACCGCCGCCGUCGUUGCCUCCGCCUUAGAAUAGUACCUGGUCCGUUCAAACCCUAGCCGCUCUGAUUUGUUCUUCUUAUCGAUGGAAACCUCCGACACACCACCCCAAUCCACCGCCGCCGUCGUUGCCUACCCUUCAGAAUAAUACCUGAUCCGAUUUCAGUGAAAUUAGCGAUCUCGCCAAACUUGGCUCCAUCUACACUGUCGCGGACAUGGCGACAUUCUUGAAGAUUAAUGAGAACCGUACUGUGGUUUCCGCUCCACAAGGCCGAGGAGGCUGUAGUUGCUUUGCUGAAGGAGCUCUUGAAAUUUUGAGCUGAUGAUGGCGCCGAGGAUGCACCGUCGAAGGCGGCGGGGUAUGAACUGCUGUUGCUGCUGCUGUGUAGCUCUUUCUGUCGCUGCUAUACUUGUUUUUCUCUUUCUGUUGAUGCUGAAAUACCGCGCGUGCUCUGUUCACGUGCUUGAUGUUUGUCACCAGAGAAACUUCGACUUUCUCGUACCCUUUUCUCUAAGGAACCACAUAUGAUUUCUUCAGUGAUCUGCCAAUUCGAGAACGACACUGUUUCCAUAUAUUCCCGAUGACAGAUGUGUAUAUCUACAGCUAUAUAUCUAUCCUGCACCAGAAGGAAAAAAAAACACAAAAAUAAAAAAACCUAAAUCUUUGUCUGAAACCCUUGAAAAUGUCGAGAGCAGAAAACAGCGAGCCUUGCUCAACUAGUGUGUUCAGAGAGCCACAGUGCUUGGCUGAUGCGAUCGCCAUGUCAUGGCCGGAGUCAAUCGCAGAUGACGUGUCAUCGCCUCAACCAUCGGCAGAGCCACCUUUUGGAGAAGAAGAAGAUGAUAUUAAAUCACUCUUCUGGCCAUAUGAAGUAAUUAUAGCACCUUCAUCCUUCAUAGAGCCUAUGCCUAACCCUCAGCUGCUUCAACAACCCGUGCUGGUUUUGCGAAUUUCCGCAGCAAAUCAACCUCAUAAGGAGCGAGAACGAGUCGGAGAACGUUCUGCGAUGCCUUGUGGACCUUCGAAGCAGAAAAAAGCAAAAUUAGGUGGUGCAACAAAGAAGCCAACCAAGAAAACAGAAGAGGAUGACGACUCGUGGAUGCCCGAAGGAUGGGUGAAGCGAGUAAACAAAAGGCCGUUGACUGGAAAAUUUCCCGGAUACGAAGACAAGAGAUACUACGCACCGGGUGUUUCUAGAGCAUUCCGGUCAAAAGUUAAAGCUCUGAAAUACAUAGAGCAACAACAAAAUACUACGGCCACAGGUCUGAAAAUACAUGGAGGGGCUGCAGAUUGAGGUUGGCUAAUUAUCUGAGGCGUAACAUUAGAUUUGAUGAUGAGGAUAGAAUACAUUGUAUACUAUAUGCAAGAACCGAAACAGUAAGCAAGACUUCUAUCAUUCUCCGUUGAUUGAAAAGCUUAUUAGUUUCUCUUUCAGGCCAAAAACUCCUUUUAAAUUUGUUUCGAACAAAGUUAGUUGCCGUCGAUUUUGCUUACUUCCUCGGUCUUUUUGCUUUUUUGGAAUUAUGUAGUAGGUUCUGUUUGGUAUUUGUUUUGCUUUCUUGAUUGGUUUUCUCCAUCUUUAAAUCUUUUUAUUCCUUUUUUUCCUUUAUCAUCUCAUCGCAAUUAAUAACGUCAACCUAGGAAAAGCUGGCAAGGCCAUUCAAGCUUGGGUUAUUUGACUUAAUGAUCUGAGAAGCUUUAGUUUCAUGUAAUGUAGAUAUGGAUUUUUGUAAUUAUUUUGGUCUAAAUGGUGGCAACUAGAACUCAGCACCUUUAGUUAUGUUUAAUAUUUCCAUAAUUAGUGAAUUCUAGGUACUAAGAGAAGCACCAUAUAUAUCCACCAGAUUUGUAUAUUUGUAUAUACUAGUAAGGUGCACAUGCGUUGCACGUGCGUGGUGAUUUUCUCUAUAUAUUAUUUUAUGUUUUUUCUU